GCAAUCAUUGUAUUAAACUGUCAGACCUAUUGAUUCUUCCGGUCUUUUUAUUUCUCCGUGGCAUGGCGGAUGGUCUUUACCGCCGCCUAUAGUGUUUUUUGGAGAAAUAGCUUCGCUAAAAUAGCGAAAUGAGUCUAUCAGUAGCCCGACCUCUUGUGUCGGUGUAUUCAGAGAAGAGCGAAGUGGUGCCGAAAGCGUCCCUUCCUCUGCCGUUCGUGUUCAAGGCGCCCAUCCGGCCUGAUCUCGUCAACGAUGUCCAUGUGUCGAUGUCGAAGAAUGCCAGACAGCCGUACUGCGUUAGCAAGGAGGCUGGUCACCAGACCAGUGCCGAGUCGUGGGGUACCGGUCGUGCCGUAGCCCGUAUCCCCCGUGUGCGCGGUGGUGGUACCCACAGAUCGGGUCAAGGUGCGUUCGGAAACAUGUGCCGCGGCGGUCGCAUGUUCGCACCAACCAAGCCCUGGCGCCGUUGGCACAGACGCGUGAAUCUGCGUCAGAGACGCGCAGCUGCAGCCGCUGCGGUGGCCGCCGCUGGUGUGCCCGCGCUCGUGCAGGCGAGAGGCCACGUCAUUGACAAGAUUCCCGAGCUACCGUUGGUCGUAGCCGACAAGGUCCAAGAGAUCAACAAGACCAAGGAGGCUGUGAUCUUCCUCAGACGCGUGAAGGCGUGGUCCGAUGUUCUCAAGGUAUACAAGUCUCAACGCCUGCGCGCCGGCAAGGGUAAGAUGCGCAACCGUCGUCGCAUCCAACGCAAGGGACCCCUGAUUGUUUACCACAAGGAUCAGGGUCUCACCCGUGCGUUCCGCAACAUCCCCGGUGUGGAAAUGCUGAACGUGAACAAGUUGAACCUUCUGAAGCUGGCUCCCGGUGGCCACGUGGGCAGAUUCAUCAUCUGGACCAGAUCCGCCUUUGAGAGGCUCGAUCCCCUCUUCGGCUCAUGGAAGACCCCGUCCAAACUGAAGAAGAACUUCAACCUGCCGCAGCCCAAGAUGGCCAACACCGACUUGACCCGUCUGCUCAAAUCUGACGAGAUCAGGAAGGUGCUGAGAGCGCCCAACAAACGAGUCAUCCGUGCAGCAAGGAAACUCAACCCGUUGACGAACACGAGGGCCAUGUUAAGACUCAACCCGUACGCGGCUGUGCUCAAGAGGAAAGCGAUACUGGACCAACAGAGACGGCAGAACUUGAAGGCACUGGCGUUGGCUGAGAAGCGUGGUAUUAAACUGCCCGAAGACGACCCCGCAGUGAAAGCUGAAAAGUUGAGGGAAAAGAGAAGGAAAGCUAUCAAAUUGGCAGCGGCUAAGAAGCCCAAGAAGCCAGCAGCAAAGAAGACAGCACCACCACCCCCUAAGAAGAAAGCGGCCCCCGCUAAGAAGUGAAGAUAAUAAAGUUAUCUAUUGAU
Messenger RNA from Colias croceus (clouded yellow), 1399 nucleotides. It is a transcript of the gene RpL4, whose product is annotated as 60S ribosomal protein L4. Gene Ontology annotation, biological process: translation. Bases 129 to 1376 code for a protein of 415 amino acids. Gene Ontology annotation, cellular component: ribosome; cytosolic large ribosomal subunit. The record is from RefSeq and is a predicted model, not a curated record. The transcript is spliced from 10 exons. NCBI's taxonomy places the organism in Eukaryota, Metazoa, Arthropoda, Insecta, Lepidoptera, Pieridae. Gene Ontology annotation, molecular function: RNA binding; structural constituent of ribosome.